UCGCUUCUUCUACAAGCCCAACAACAUGUCCGCUCGUGACCCUUCUACGUCGGCCAACUACGAUGCCUGGCGGACCAAGCACACCACCGCCAACCUGAAGAUCGACUUCAAGGAGAAGUCCUUGCGCGGGCUGGUCACUCUGGAGCUCGAGUCCCAGACGGACAAGGACAGCAAGGAGAUCAUCCUCGACAGCAGCUACCUUUCCGUGUCCUCUGUCAAGGUCAACUCGGCCGACUCCCAAUGGUCCAUAAAGGACCGGGCUGAGCCCCUUGGCUCCCCGAUGCACAUCUCGGUCCCUUCUGGUGCCGCUAGGGGCGAGCUGGUCAAGGUGGACAUCGAGGUUGCGACGACGGCCCAAUGCACCGCUCUUCAGUGGCUCACGCCCGAGCAGACGUCCAGCAAGGAGGCCCCGUUCAUGUUCAGCCAGUGCCAGGCGAUCCAUGCACGGAGUUUGUUCCCGUGCCAGGACACGCCUGACGUCAAGUCAACCUACUCGUUCCGCAUCACGAGCCCGUAUGUGGUUGUCGCCAGCGGUGUUGCGGCUGACGGCGAGCCCGAGGCGAGAGAGGGCGGGGAGAAGUUGUAUGUCUUCGAGCAGAAGGUGCCAAUCCCGAGCUACUUGUUCGCCCUGGCCUCCGGGGACAUUGCCCAGGCGCCCAUUGGCCCGCGGUCGUAUGUGGCUACGAGCCCGGAUGCGCUGAAGGCGUGUCAGUGGGAAUUCGAAAGGGAUGUUGAAAAGUUCAUGGAGGUCAUUGAGGGAAUUGUGUUCCCGUAUAAGUGGGGACAGUACAAUGUGCUGGUUCUGCCGCCUUCUUUCCCCUAUGGAGGCAUGGAGAACCCCAUCUAUACUUUCGCUACCCCUACCGUGGUCUCUGGAGACCGUGAGAACGUGGAUGUCAUCGCACACGAGCUCUCUCACAGCUGGAGCGGCAACUUGGUGACAAGCUGCAGCUGGGAGCACUUCUGGCUGAACGAGGGAUGGACAACAUACUUGGAGCGUCGCAUCCUCGCGGCUGUCCAUGGCGCUGCGUACUUCGACUUUUCUGCCGUCAUCGGCUGGCAGGACCUGCAAGGGACUAUCGAUGAUCUCGGCAAGGACCACCCGUACACUCAGCUGUUGAUACCUCAUAAGGGUAUUGACCCGGAUGAUAGUUUCAGUAAGGUUCCGUACGAGAAGGGCUUCCACAUGGUCUGGUAUCUCGACAGGCUUGUGGG
Cryphonectria parasitica EP155 is the source of this 1215-nucleotide messenger RNA. Its product is annotated as peptidase M1, membrane alanine aminopeptidase. Gene Ontology annotation, cellular component: cytosol. Gene Ontology annotation, biological process: proteolysis. The annotation marks the transcript as partial. NCBI's taxonomy places the organism in Eukaryota, Fungi, Ascomycota, Sordariomycetes, Diaporthales, Cryphonectriaceae. Gene Ontology annotation, molecular function: epoxide hydrolase activity; zinc ion binding; aminopeptidase activity. The transcript has 4 exons. The record is from RefSeq and is a predicted model, not a curated record.